This is a messenger RNA of Panicum virgatum (switchgrass), 1077 nucleotides long. RefSeq lists its product as uncharacterized. The coding region runs from base 89 to 859 and encodes 256 amino acids. The transcript has a single exon. NCBI's taxonomy places the organism in Eukaryota, Viridiplantae, Streptophyta, Magnoliopsida, Poales, Poaceae. The record is from RefSeq and is a predicted model, not a curated record.
UCUCCUUUUCGUCGUGGUUGCAGAGCUAGUGCCUGAUCGAUCAGGUGGUCUGAUCGUGUACCAAAGAAAGCAGGAAGGCGUGCCACCGAUGGCACGCGGUGAUGCCGUCCUCCGCAACGAUGACGAGUCCGCGUCGCUCUUGGACGACCACGGCGGGGCCGGGGGGUCUCCAGUCUCCGCCGCCGUGUCUCCACCGCCGCUCCCCGGGAUUAAGGCGAUGAGGAGGCCGAGGCACGGCGUCAUGAGUCUCAUACGCUCGCCCUUCGCCGCCGUCCUCCGGAUGACGACGUGCGCGCGUGAGGCCGCCAUCGGCACGAGCGACGAGCAGCCGAGCAGCGGCGACACGGCCGGGGUGGAGCGCCGCCGGGGGGCGAGGAGGAGGCCGAGCCUCGAGCAGCUCCUCAGGAUGGAGGCCGCGUCGCCGCCGCCGCCGCGUCCAGACCGCAAGAGCGAACCUGCUGCAGAUACGGCUCCUUCGCGCGACGUCGUCACCACCACCUGCACCACCGUGAAAGAGAAGCUGGCGCUCUCCCCAUCUAAAGGCCAUUCCACGGUGGCGGUGGUCGUCUCCGACGACGACAAGCGGCACGCCGCGGCCGUGCCUACUGUCAAGUCGGACGCACCCGCCGCCGCCGGCCGCCGGCCAACGAGCGCGAAGAGGCUGGUGGUCGUGUUCGAGUCCCUACGGGCGUGCUCGAGGGCACCGGGGAUUACCGUGGCGAUGUCGUUGACGAAGGGCCCGAACGGGAAGGUUGCUGCCGGCGGCGGCCGUGCUCCCGGCGAGCUGUUCUAUUACCGGCCCAUUCCGAUGGGGCGGAGGUGCCGGGUGCAGCACCUGGAGGAAUCUCCUUACAAGUGAUUCGUCAGUUGUCACACGGCUAGGGAGGGAUGCUCUGAAGCGGAUCGGAUGGCCGAUGGCAUGCAAAAUUUUCUUUCCUUUUCAUCUUUUUUGUUUUUAUAAAGUUGGGUGUGUAUUCUAUCAUAUCUUUAAGUGUUUAUACAAGACUCAUGUAUUUUAAAGACUCCUAUUUGAUUUUGCAGCAAUCCAACAGUAAGCAAAAAGGACUUGUUCGGCUC